AUUCACGGAAGACACACUUGACUUAUGACGUAAGGUAUAUAUUAAUUACUCGACAUCUCGUGCAUUCAAUACAAAGUAAUGCAGUAUGGUUAUGUCGUAUGAUAAUAAACAUUCCUAUAUAUCCUCAUUAUUAAAAUCCGAUUUCAAUUUAUAUACAUAACAUGCUUAGGGAAAAUUGUAUACACAGUUUCAAAUUGUACAAUAAUGAAGCUAUAAGCAUAUAUAUAAUAAUAAAAAAAUCUUUAUAACAAAAACAAAACAUUUAGUAUUGAAGCAUCAGCGCCACUGCAUUACAGUGUCGAAUCAUUGAGACUGAAACGCCUGUUCAGUACAGAGUACAGUGAUUAUCUGCUCACGAAGAUAGACACGUCUACUCAGACAGUGCAUAAAAAAUGGUAUCGAUGUAUUACACGAGUCAAAAUGGAAAUCUGUAUCGACUGCAUAGAAUCAGCGAGGAACGCCAUAAAUGGCGGAGCAAUGAGACUCGAAAUAUGCUCGGCUUUAUCGGAGGGUGGAUUAACACCUAGUCCAGGAUUAGUCAAAUUCCUUAAGAAUUAUUCUACCGUCCCAAUUUAUGCCAUGAUUCGAAUGAGAUCUGGUAAUUUUGUUUACUCGCAUGACGAAAUGGAGUCCAUGCUCUACGAUUUGAAAAUACUCAAAGAACUUGGAGUGGAUGGCUUCGUUUUCGGUGCUUUAACCGAAGAAGGAGAUAUCAACAUGGAAUUUUGUCUGGAUAUAAUUAAAGCGGCUAGUCCGCGUCCCGUUACAUUUCACAGAGCUUUUGAUGAAGUCUCUGACCCGUAUAAAUCUUUAGAAAUUCUCAUUGACCUUGGUUUCGAAAGAAUUCUAACGUCCGGUCAAGAAAAUUCGGCUGAAAAAGGAAUAAGGAUAAUCGAACAGUUGGUUAAACAAGCUCGCGAGAGAAUUAUAAUAAUGCCCGGUGCUGGCAUAACGACGAAUAACUUAUCACUCAUAAAGAAACAAUCUGGAGCAAACCAGUUUCAUGCCUCUGCAAGGAAAAGAAAAAUUGCAAGUGGCACAAAGAUCAAAAUGGGAAAUGCAGCAAAUUCUGAUAGUGUCAUGAUUACAGAUGAAGAAUCAGUCAGAGACCUUGUGAAAAUUAUCAAAGAAUUUCCAAAAUAAAUGUUACAUUAUCCAUAAUUUUAGGUCAUAAUUAUCCAAGUAAAUCCUUGAUAAUAAGAAUACGAAUAGCAGGAUUAUUGGAUUAAUAAUUGUAUUUGCAAUCCAAGUUUAAUACAUAACAUACGUACAAGCAUUGUUUAAUCAUAAAAACAUUAAAAUUAACUAAUGAAUUUGAAAGCAGGCAGUCCUAAGAUGAAAUAUAAACAUACAAUCUGAAUCAAACUUGACCUUUGAUCUAAUAAUCGUGGAAGUCAUAUUAAACCAGUUAAAUCGAGCCUGAUCGAUCAAGCAAGCAGUUCUAAAGUCCAAAAGACGCGUGCACAUUGAUUAUAGUUUACCUAACUUAUACUUUUCAAAAUGAAUGUAAACUAAUUAAAUGAGUUUAUAUGAUUAUUGAGAUGAGACGUUCUAUUUUCGUUACAGCUAAGUUGCAAUUAGCUAGCACGCGAGUCAUGCAUGUUAAUCGUGUUAAAGUAUAGUAAAUCACAUGAUAUCACAAUGUCAAAUAGUAUAUAAUGACUGUGUAACGCAUAUAAAGGAAUGAAAAAACGUAAUAUUUCAAAAUUAUUGUAUUCCCUUUUAAGACUGACGCAUAAACAAAAUCGCAACAAAGAAUGCCAAUUGAAUGAAUUGUCUUCUCAAAAAUUAAAAAUGAAUUAUUAAAUAUAAUACAGAUAGGCUGCGUCAGAGCUUAGGACUAUUUUUAAACGACCUGAAUCUUAACUUUAUAACAAUAAACAUAAAUAUGGAUGGAAACCUUGAAGUCAACGUCACUUCCCGCAGUACUUUAUUCAGUGUAGACUUUCGCGAUCCAUUUUGUUUGCGGCUUUGCCUUUCACGUUCAAUUGCUGUAAUCCUCAUCGGAAGUUGCUCCUGCAGUUUCAUAAGGCUUUUGGAUUAUUAAUUCUCGGUUAAUCUUUCUAUACGAUCGUGAUACAGUGAUAAAAGAAAUUCAGGAACACAAAGACUUUAAAACGUGAAUUAUUAAUGAUACUAUACGUCAAUUUGAUAUUACCAUUGGAUUCACGUUAUUCAUUAAUGAUACCGUAUUUCAUAUCUACUAGUUUUUUUAGCUAUGAAAAAUAAAAAUAGUGGCGUUAUGCGCGAAUGUUUAAAUAAAUCGCACAAAACGCCCCGGCACACGCUACAAGGAAGACAUAGUGGGGACUUAUCGCAAAACUGGAGCGAACCAGUUAAGGCAGCCGCGCAUUAUUGGCGCGUCGCAUGAGACUAAAAAUGAAAAUAAGAUUGAAAUAAUUGUCAGGUAAUUUCGUUGUAUGAAACCAACCUUAAGAAAGCUCAAUUUUGUCUGUAAUAACAUAGAAAAAAAAAAUAAAGAUUUUUUUAAUUAUAAA
This is a messenger RNA of Cephus cinctus (wheat stem sawfly), 2498 nucleotides long. RefSeq names its product copper homeostasis protein cutC homolog. The transcript has 2 exons. The coding region runs from base 421 to 1143 and encodes 240 amino acids. The record is from RefSeq and is a predicted model, not a curated record. Lineage: Eukaryota; Metazoa; Arthropoda; Insecta; Hymenoptera; Cephidae. Gene Ontology annotation, molecular function: copper ion binding.